UGUUUCUUUUGUGAUCUACUCUGCAUCAGCAGCCAUGGUCCUGGAGGAGAACGAGUGUGACUCAGUCUUUGAGCCUCAAAUCACAGAGGAGCACAUAGAGACUCAGUAUGGGAACGUCCACUGCAUCAUGACAGGGACUCCUAGGGCAAACCGUCCUGUUAUCCUGACCUUUCACGAUGUUGGACUGAACCACAAGACCUGUUUUGAGACUCUGCUCAACCAUGAGGACAUGCAGGAAAUCAUCAGACAAGUGCCUAUUUGUCAUGUUGAAGCACCAGGACAACAUGAGGGAGCCAAAACUCUCCCUACUGCGUACACCUACCCUUCCAUGGACCAGCUGUCUGAGGCACUGCCUGCCGUUUUAAAACACUUUGGAUUACGUAGUGUGAUUGGACUGGGAGUUGGAGCAGGAGCCUACAUCCUGGCGAGAUUCGCUCUGAAUCAUCCUGAUCUGGUGGAUGGAUUACUGCUGAUCAACAUCAACCCCAACGCUGAAGGACUAAUGGAUACUGUUGCAAACAAGAUCACUGGAUGGACCCACACCCUCCCAGACACAAUCAUCUCACACCUGUUCGGAAAGGAUGAGAUCCAGACCAACCACGACCUCAUUGCCACAUACCGUCACCACAUCACAACAACGAUGAACCAGUCCAACGUGAGUCAGUUCCUCCGCUCCUACAACAAUCGCAGCGCUCUGGAGGUGGAGCGGCCUGUUCCUGGAGGAAACAUCAAUGUCAGGACACUCAAGUGCUCCACUCUGUUGAUUGUAGGAGACAGUUCUCCAGCUGUGGAGGCCGUGGUCGACUGCAACUCUAAACUCAACCCCACCAAGACCACACUGCUCAAGAUGGCGGAUUGUGGAGGACUUCCUCAGGUGGAUCAGCCAGCCAAAGUGACUGAAGCCUUAAAAUAUUUCAUCCAGGGCAUGGGAUACAUGUCCAGUGCCAGCAUGACCAGACUCCGCUCACGGACAACCUCCAGCUCCAGCAUCUCGUCCUUCGAUGGCCCUCGAAGCCGUGCACACACCAACGAGUUGCAGCGUGGCCAGAUACACUCACGCGGCACAGAGGAGAAGCGUGGACGCUCGCACACUGAUGUCUCCAUGGAGAGUAUUUCCAACAGUAAUGUGGACCACGGCAUCUCAAAGUCCACUGAGGUGGCAUGCUAG
Toxotes jaculatrix (banded archerfish) is the source of this 1168-nucleotide messenger RNA. Its product is annotated as protein NDRG1-like. The coding region runs from base 35 to 1168 and encodes 377 amino acids. Gene Ontology annotation, cellular component: cytoplasm. Lineage: Eukaryota; Metazoa; Chordata; Actinopteri; Toxotidae. The record is from RefSeq and is a predicted model, not a curated record. The transcript is spliced from 12 exons. Gene Ontology annotation, biological process: signal transduction.